Molecule: messenger RNA, 2319 nt
Organism: Anolis sagrei ordinatus
Lineage: Eukaryota; Metazoa; Chordata; Lepidosauria; Squamata; Anolidae
Product: G-protein coupled estrogen receptor 1
Biological process (GO): cellular response to estradiol stimulus; G protein-coupled receptor signaling pathway; nuclear receptor-mediated steroid hormone signaling pathway
Cellular component (GO): membrane; Golgi apparatus
Molecular function (GO): nuclear estrogen receptor activity; G protein-coupled receptor activity
Source: RefSeq, a predicted model, not a curated record
AUGACGUACCUUAUGUAAAUUAAAGUGAACAUUCAAGCAUGUAUAAUUGCGUACACUUGCACACUCUGUCUUGCUUCCAAUUAUUGGGGAAGGACGGCCCUUCUCCUUGUUGUUAUUGCCAAACUUCCUUUGCAACCCUUGCCAGUGCCCCCUUGUUAUACUGCUUUUGAUGGUCCAGCUCAGUUUCAAAACCAAUUUGCUGCAGGGCAAAGGGUGCUUUUAUUUGAUGAAUCUUAGCCCAAACAUCCUUUGCUGUGUAAUAAAUACCUUGUUGUCAGAAUACGAAGAUAAGGUGUCUAACGUUCUGAGAUUAUGUACAUAAAAAUAAGCUGAGAAACGUUCAACAUUAAUGUUACGCAGAUAUUAUGAUGAUUAUUGUCAUAUAUCGAAAGGGGUGCUUUACACACAGUAAACCAAAAUUGAAAGAAGACAGACCUCCCUCCCUCCCACAAGCAAAGCAAAGCCCUUGCCUCAUCCCUUCCAGUGAGGAAACGGGAUUCAGUGUAGCUGCUGAAGUCUUCUCCCACAGCCAGUGGAACAAUUCUGGCAGCCACCAGGUGGAGUUUGUUCAGUUGUCAAGUAGUUUCCUUCGGAGGCAGAUGGAGACCAAGCGUCCACCUGCUGCAUCGGGAUUUGGAAGCACCCUGAGUGAAUCGGCCUGUUGAAUGGUUCUACGGAAAUCAUCUUGGUGGCAAAGGCUGCAAGGCAUCACACGUUUGAGCUUACCAAAAACCAGAGGCCGUCAAAAGAAGAAAUAAGGACCCACCAAAAGAAGGUCCAACAGUAUUAAGUGCUGCCUAAACUGAAGUAAACAGAGCUAUUAUGAUUCUCCGUCAUUCAGCCUCUAAGCAAAGAAAAAUGUAUAUACCUGAAGUCAUCAAUACCAUUAAAAAUAUAAUGUAUUACAGAACAUAAAGAUUGUUUUUCUGGCUUGUCACAAUGAAGAAUAGCCGACUUUUCUUAAAGCUCUGAUUUGAAUUGCUUCUGCCUUGCCAGAUUUACAAGAAUUAUUUCUUCAGAUUGUUUUGGAUCCACCAACAAUUUUAGCACCUUGCCACUGAAGGUAAAAGAGAUCUACCAAGAAGAAAACCUUAGCCAUGGAAGUUUACACAGCAUCCACAUCUCCAGUACUUUGCAAUGGAUCAUGUUUGUACACCCAAAACAAAACUCUUUCAGACAAAUCAGAACACCAGCAAUACGUUAUAGGUCUUUUUUUGUCCUGUCUUUACACAAUUUUCCUUUUUCCUAUCGGCUUUGUAGGGAACAUCCUUAUUUUAGUGGUGAAUAUCAGUUUUCGUGAGAAGAUGACUAUUCCUGACCUAUAUUUUAUAAACCUUGCUGCAGCAGAUCUCAUUUUAGUUGCUGACUCCCUCAUCGAAGUUUUUAAUCUUGAUGUGAAGUAUUACGAUAUUGCCAUCAUUUGUACUUUCAUGUCUUUGUUCCUUCAAAUCAAUAUGUACAGUAGCAUAUUUUUCCUAACAUGGAUGAGCUUUGACAGAUACAUAGCCCUGGCAAAAGUAAUGAGGUCCAACUUGUUUCGCACAAUGGAACAUGCCAGAUUAAGUUGUGGUCUCAUCUGGCUGGCUUCUAUCUCUGCAACAUUAGUUCCCUUCACAGCUGUAUAUCUGCAACAUGCCGGAGAGGUUUCCUUCUGUUUUGCAGAUGUAAAAGAAAUCCAAUGGCUUGAAAUAACAUUGGGGUUCAUCAUCCCAUUUGCCAUCAUUGGCCUUUGCUAUUCAUUAAUUGUUCGAGUCCUGGUAAGAGCCCACAGGCACCAAAGUCUGCGCCUCCGCCGACAGAAAGCGCUUCGCAUGAUUGUAGUUGUUGUUCUUGUCUUCUUCAUCUGCUGGCUUCCUGAAAAUGUCUUCAUAAGUGUACAACUGCUCCAAAAGACAGACCAAACCUCAUCAAGGGGCCAGUCUUUCAGACAUAAUUACCCCUUAACGGGACAUAUUGUGAACCUUGCAGCCUUCUCCAACAGCUGUUUGAACCCCCUUAUCUACAGCUUCCUAGGUGAGACUUUCAGAGACAAACUAAAACUGUACAUCGAGCAGAAAACCAAAGUGUCCGUUUUACAUCGUUUUUGUCAUGCCACUCUGAAAUCAGUCAUUACUGAUAGCACUGAGCAGUCGGAGGUUUGAUUUAGCCUGUAUCAAGGUACCAUGACAGAACCUGAUCACAAUGCUGAUUACUAACAGGAAAAAAAUGUACAUUUUGACCUGUGCACAGAUUUGUACUCUAUUUUUAUGAGAAUAUGUAAAAGAUUACAUAUUAUUCAGAUCUGAUUUAAGUUUGAAUAAGAAUAAAUGGCUUGUGGAA